This is a messenger RNA of Fusarium tjaetaba, 1500 nucleotides long. Its product is annotated as DNA-binding SNT1. The transcript has 3 exons. The coding region runs from base 1 to 1500 and encodes 499 amino acids. Gene Ontology annotation, cellular component: DASH complex; mitotic spindle pole body; spindle microtubule. NCBI's taxonomy places the organism in Eukaryota, Fungi, Ascomycota, Sordariomycetes, Hypocreales, Nectriaceae. The record is from RefSeq and is a predicted model, not a curated record.
AUGUCACUGCUUAAUGACGAUCCUCCUCCACAGCCCAAACGUGUCAGUGAUGUGACUAGCACUCCUACCAGACCAUCACCUACUCCUCCGCCUCAGGCCAUGGGCCGUACGCUCCCAGGCCCAGCACCGCCUUCUCAGAUACGACGGGGCGAGGCAGAGUCAUACUCUCCUUACGGCCGAGGAACCCCAGUAAUGCCAUCCCUCAAGCCAACAUAUGCGGAUUCCCCUCAGCCUCAGCACAUGGGUAGUUCGAGGGCGUCCAUUGGGGUGUCCCUAGAAGCAGCAGCAGAAAGGGACUACUACAGACAGAAUCCUUACCAACCCAGUAGCCAUAGCCGAACGAACUCACCACAAAGUGGCCACCGAUAUGCUCCUCCUGGACCUCCUGGACCCCCUGGACCCCCGGGACCUCCUCAGUACCAGAACCAGGGGUAUCCGACUUCAUACGCUGCAACAGGUCAACCAGCCCAUGCCGGAUCGCCAGGAGGGCAAUAUGCGCUUCAUCCAUCUGCCUCUCGGGCACGAGAAGUACCUCAAGGUGGCCGCGAGGCUUCAUGGCCGCCGCCUCAGCAACCUCCUUCCGGCAUGCAGCAGCCGCCUGGAUGGGCAUCUCAACAGCCACCAAAUGCUCAACCCCCACCGCAGCAGCAACAGCAACAACCGUGGCCUACGCAACAUCCCUCGUCCAAGCCUCAAACCCCAGCGCCAUCUUGGGCACCUUCACAACCACCUUCACAGCCCCCGCCUCAGCAAGCUCACCAUAUGUCCAUGAGAGACGAUGGGCGUAAUCCUUACUUUGCCAGUGGACCUGGCAUGCCGCCGCAGCAGCAUCAGAUGCAAGGACGCUACCCACCAACAGUGUCACGUGGCCCAGAGUCAGUGCCACCUCCGCAGCCAUACUCACGUUAUGCUUCGACUCCUGGCCCUGGCCCGCCUCGAGAGAUCCCUGGCCGCAGCUACACGCCCAUCAGUAGUUACGACUCACGCGGGCCGCCCCAGCCUCCGCCAGGGGCACCGGUUUAUCCCGGCCAUGAUACAAGAGAUCUGCGGGGAGAUCCUCGAGUUGAUCCAAGAGAUAUGAUGAGGGGAGCAUUGAGACCACAUGAGUACGAAAGGCCUCCACCAGAUCACUAUAGGAGAUCAGCAUCCGCGAUGGGCGGUCACGAGAAGACGUACUUUGAGCAGCAGCGCGAGGCUCUGAUUGGCGAGAUCGCAAUGGCACGUCAUAGCUUUGAGCACGUCUUGGCCAACAUCAACAAGUUGAACCGAUCUCUCGAGGCAGUCACCGCUGUAUGGACAACAUUCCCUUUCAAUAUUGCCAAGCUAAUUGAGAUUGUUGCACAGGUCGGCAACGAAUUCUCCUCGGUCGAGGCACUAUGGUCGCAGUUCGAGAACGUCAUGGACAAAGAUGGCAAGGCUGAAGGCGAGACGGAACAGGCUGACCAGACGGAGCAUCAUGAAGAAGAAGGCGAUACUACAGUGAAGCACGAGGGGGCGUGA